This is a messenger RNA of Dermacentor albipictus, 2171 nucleotides long. RefSeq names its product stearoyl-CoA desaturase 5-like. Gene Ontology annotation, cellular component: endoplasmic reticulum membrane. The record is from RefSeq and is a predicted model, not a curated record. Gene Ontology annotation, biological process: unsaturated fatty acid biosynthetic process. Gene Ontology annotation, molecular function: stearoyl-CoA 9-desaturase activity; iron ion binding. Lineage: Eukaryota; Metazoa; Arthropoda; Arachnida; Ixodida; Ixodidae.
AGCACGCGUUCGCUCUCGCCGUUCUCAGCGCGCGAGGCUGCGCCGGGCUUCCGAUGCCGGCGGCGCGGUGUGCAUACUCACAUUUCGCCUGACGAAUUCGCGGUGUGCACGCGCGUGCGGCCGAGCUCUUGGGCGUCCCAGUCGGAAGCCGCCGCUGCUCGUCUAUUCGCCCACCGCCAUCCUUCCACCUACCACAGGGAGCCUUCAACAGUUUGGUCGCAGGCGUAGCCCGGGUGUGCAGCAGCCGUGCCUUGCAGCAAAGGUCCAUUCUCAAGGCUUUUCCGGACUCCCCCGGCGAGCGUCCCGUCUGUUGGCAGGCUGAGCGGACGCAGCCUUGGCAUUUGCGGAAGCCCGAGUCGACGACCGGCGCUAAGUUCAACGAGACCACACCAUGGCUCCUUUAACGGAAACGAUCACGGAGAGGCGUCCGAGUGCUACAAGCGAAACAACAUCGGUGGUAGCCAAACCGAACCAAGAAGCGACUCCAAAAAACUACAAACUUGAGAUGGUUUGGUGGAACGUGUUUAAGAUAUCACUCAUCCACAUCCUUGGUAUUUUUGGCAUCUACGAGAUGUACUACAGCAAGUGGCAGACGCAUGUCUUUGGCAACAUCAUCCUCAUCUUCUCUGGCAUCAGUGUCACUGCCGGAGCCCACAGGCUCUGGUGUCACCGAGCGUACAAGGCGAAGAUGCCGCUAAGAAUUUUCCUGAUGAUCUUCAACUGCGUGGCGGCUCAGAACGACCUUUACGAGUGGGUGCGCGACCACCGCGUCCACCACAAGUACUCGGAGACCGAUGCCGACCCACACAACGUGAACCGCGGAUUUUUCUUUGCGCACGUCGGCUGGCUCUUGUGCAGAAAACACCCGGAGGUGACCGAGAAGGGCAAGCACAUCGACUGCAGCGACAUCCUGCGGGACCCCGUGGCAAGAUUCCAGAAACAGUACUACAUGCGGCUGGUGCUUCUGUUCUCCUUCAUACUGCCCACCGUUCUCCCUGCUUGGCUCUGGGGCGAGUCGUACUGGAACGCCUUCUGCACAGCCACCAUGCUGCGCCUCAUCCUGUCGCUCAACUUCACUUGGUCGGUGAACAGCUUCGCCCAUCUCUGGGGCAACAAGCCGUACGACAAGAGCAUCUCUCCCACCGAGGCUCCCUGGGUGUCCUUCGUCGCCGUCGGCGAAGGCUUCCACAACUUCCACCACACGUUCCCCUGGGACUACUCGACCAGUGAGUUGGGAUGGAAGCUCAACAUGAGCACCAUGUUCAUUGACAUCAUGGCCAAGCUUGGGCAGGCAUAUGACCUCAAGGUCGCCUCCAGGGAGGCCGUCUUAGCCCGAAAGUUGAGAACUGGAGACGGAACGCGGCUGCCCAGGAGGUUCCGCAAGAUGGCCGCGGCAGAAAGAGAAAACGCUGCCGCAGCGGCUACAGCGGCGGUAACUGGAGCAAGCCAGGGCUGAGGCCGCUAGAUAUGCUUGAAGAAAGGGAAAUUCGCAAGAGGUACAGCCAGAAGCGACGCCAACGAUCGGCACGGGGACUGCUGCAGGUGAAACACACGUGCACCAGUGGGCAGCUGAUGUAACGAUCAUGCAUGGACUACUGCAUUCUUCAGACGAGUGUGGCGUGUUCAAACGGCGGUUAUUACGACUUGCCUUGAUGGCUGCUCUACGGGGCUGUCUUAUAGAAUAUACCAUAUCUCACUUUCUGAGAUGGUAUAUCCUACCAUCUCUAAGCUCUUUCUGGCAACGACGUACAUCGCAUGUUGGCGGUCUUUGUGCGCAGAAAAGACGUCGUGUGACAACAUGCGUUGGCUUGAGCAAAAGAAAAAAAAAAUAUGUGAUCUGACUCACAAACAGAAUAACUCAUCUGCAUUAUAGUGAGAAAAAACUUGGCGUUAGCAGAGGCGUAUCUUUGCGCGCAUAGCUUACGCAUACAAGGAAAGGAUGCGACAAGCGCUCGUACAAGAACUCGACAAGUUAGUGUAUUCGUAAGGAUUCAACUUGCAACAAGUUCUCGAAGAAGAGAGUAGUCAUCACGUGCUCCGCUUUUUUUGGUUCGAUUGAGGUAGCUUUCACGUAUGGAAGCAACAAAUCUUGCUCGUGUACUGUAAUGGACUCAAUAGUGUGCUUAUUUCCGCGCGCUUCCACUUCAUCGCUGCUGAGUUGUCGUCGUGGU